Aureobasidium uvarum is the source of this 312-nucleotide messenger RNA. NCBI's taxonomy places the organism in Eukaryota, Fungi, Ascomycota, Dothideomycetes, Dothideales, Saccotheciaceae. The record is from the annotation of a GenBank genome assembly.
AUGGGCUGGUACUCGCUGCUGCCCACGCACCUGAGCGACAUUGAAGGAUGGAUCUCGAGUGUCGUCACAAUGGGCCCAUGGGCUCUCCUCCUUCUCUACGACUUGGUCUUCUACCUCUACCGCUCAUGCGCCUACCACAUUCCCAUCAUCGGCGGCAAAGCCCAGGGCAAGCGACGACCACGAGCACCCAGCUUGACCGAAAGGCCCAGUGGCCAGAAACGAGAUGCUCCGAAAGUACCCAUAUCUGCCGCCACGACGGGCAUGCAACAGAACGAGCAUACUGCCGAGAAGCGUUCGCUUGGACAUAGCUAA